UAGUUUAUAGGCGUGUCCCAACAUGGCGCGGCGUUGUAUGAGGUUGGUGGAGUACGGGAAGCCCUUCCAGCUAGCGAAAGAAGAGGUGCCCACUGCACCCAAGGGCGGAGCUGUCGUCAAGACGGAGUAUGCCGGAGUGUGCCACUCAGACCUCCACAGUCUGGACGGAGACUUCCGCCUGCUCGUGCCUAUGCAGACUGUUCUCGGGCAUGAGAUAGCUGGUACGGUGCACGACAUUGACUCAGGGACAGAUUUCAAGGUAGGAGACCGUGUGGCCGUGUACUGGCACGGUGGAUGUGGGGACUGCAGCAGGUGUCAGGUGGGAGAAACUACUGCCUGUCUCAAGAACGUCAAACACUGGGCUGGGAUAAACGAAGAUGGCGGUUUCUCGGAUUACGUCACCAUCCCUGACGCCAGACUGUUGGUGAAGGUGCCUGACACGGUUUCCAUGGAUACGGCGUGCCUCCUCCCCUGUUCCGGACUGACCGCCUACAACGCCGUGUGUACGAUCAUGCCGACUGUUCAGGACUUCGUCAAGCAUAACGCGGACUGUGCAGUACUGCUGGUGGGCGCUGGGGGGCUCGGCCUGUGGGGUGUCCAGUUCGCCAAACAGCUACUUCCAGCUGGAGUUCGCGUCAUCAGUGCAGACGUGGACGACGAGAAGCUGGCUGCAGCCAGAGAAGCCGGGUGUGACGACGUUCUUUUGUGGGGAAAAGAUGUUGAUGACGCCGCCGCUGUGGCAGCAGCCCAGAAAGUAUGCGGGAGUCUGGGUGCUGCUGUGGCCGCCAUCGACUUCGUCAACGUGCCUGCUACAUUCGGACGUGUAGAGAAGAUUUUAGCUCAGGGCGGCAUGCAUGUUGUGGUGGGUUUGCUGGGAGUCGGUGCCUCUGGCUCCGUCCCUCUGAUGCCGUACGUGCUGAGUCGUCACCAGAUGGCCGGGGUGCUCAUGGGAUCUCUGCCGCAGCUCAAGGACCUCAUGGCCCUCAUGGCGAAGGGGAAGGUGAAGCCACCGCCGAUUUCCCAUCAUCCCCUGGAGAAAGUCUUUGACGUCAUGCAGGACCUGAAGGCUGGAAAGGUCAAAGGUCGUGCGGUUGUGAAGCUGUCAGCAUCGAUGUGACGCUGAGAACCAUGGGAACUCUUGGAUGAAUAAUAAAAUCUCUUUCCAACCAACUGUACACCUUGCAAGCUUGAUGUUCUUUUCGACCAAAAACCAGUACAGCCUGGAUACAUAAUGCUAGCAGCACUCGUAAAUAUGGAUGUAUAUUUCUGCAGGUUCUUCGUUUUCUAGGGACGCCAUAAGCGAACUCUAAAAACAAAUCACGAAAUAUACGAUUUUCUUUAUAGUUUAUUGACUCAUAAUUGCUUUAUUCAUUUAUACCUAACAUCUGUAGACACAAAACAUGCAUAUGCCCCUGCUAGGUACCUAUUCGGAUCCUAGUCUUUUUAGUACGCUCAACAUUGCUGAUAAAUUUCAUUAGUGCAAAUCAUAUUUUACUGUCCUUGACCAUCAAUGUCAUU
Branchiostoma belcheri (Belcher's lancelet) is the source of this 1518-nucleotide messenger RNA. Its product is annotated as alcohol dehydrogenase-like. Gene Ontology annotation, molecular function: oxidoreductase activity. The transcript is spliced from 10 exons. The coding region runs from base 23 to 1117 and encodes 364 amino acids. The record is from RefSeq and is a predicted model, not a curated record. NCBI's taxonomy places the organism in Eukaryota, Metazoa, Chordata, Leptocardii, Amphioxiformes, Branchiostomatidae.